Molecule: messenger RNA, 2611 nt
Organism: Corapipo altera (White-ruffed manakin)
Lineage: Eukaryota; Metazoa; Chordata; Aves; Passeriformes; Pipridae
Gene: SH2D4B
Product: SH2 domain containing 4B
Exons: 7
Coding region: 543-1607 (354 amino acids)
Cellular component (GO): cytoplasm
Source: RefSeq, a predicted model, not a curated record
UAGUGUAGGUGAUACCUGUAGCCAUGACAUCACUAUAAACCCUUGGGCAACACUUACACCCUUGGGAGUGUAUUGCUGCUGAAGGGAACUGCUUGACCUGAAAGUCUGAGACUUUCUCUCCAUUGAAUUUCCUUCUGCUCAAGGGUUCAAUCAAGAAUCCCUAAUUUUUAAUGGCUUGCAGUCAAGACCACUGAAGUGACUUUUUCUUUUUCCUCCUGGACUUUGCAUUUUAUAUUUUUUCAUUAUCCUUGGCUGUUUCUCCUCCUUACAUUCCCUUGACACUUGUUCCCACCUUUGGAGGAUGAGAUAAGCAGAGAACUCUGUCCCUGUAAAGACAAGGAGCAGAACAUGUCUGCACAAAGAGGGCCAGAGCAAGAAUCAAACCUCUCCUGGGCAGGCAGGUGUGGGAGAGCUCCUUUGUUGCAGGUUGCUUUCUGGAGUGCCAUCAGUGGGAUUUUGUCACUGUAGGAAGGAUAAUUGGAAGCAGAUUUCUUUCUUUUUCAUUUUUUUUCCUUUUUUUUUUUUUUUUUUUUGGAGUCACCAUGCUGCAGCAAAUUUUGCGUGACAUGUAUAUUGACCCUGAGCUCCUGGCAGAGCUGAACGAAGAGCAAAAGCAGAUCUUGUUUUACAAAAUGAGAGAAGAGCAGCUGAGGCGCUGGAAGGAGAGGGAAGAAAAAGCCCGACUGGAGGAGGCUGUGCUGAGAAAGACAGCGAGGCGCAACCAGAGUAACGGCAAACACGUGCAGUGGCUGCGUGGGAAGGAUGGCGAGGUCUGGGUGUGGGUGAUGGGAGAAGGCCCAGGUGACAAGCCCUACGAGCAGAUAUCCGAGGAGCUCAUAGCAGAGAGAGCCAGGCAGCAGGCACAGAGGGAGGCGGAAGAACUAUGGAGACAAAAGGAAGCUGAAAUUACAAAGAAAUUCCGGGAUGCUAUGGCUCAAGAAAAAGCCCGAAUAGUGGCAGAAAAAUGGAAAAUAGAAACAGAGGAUCGGAAAGCAGCCAAAUUGGAGGAAGAAAAAAUUCAGGAGGAAUUAAAGAAAAGAGAAGAAGAGGAAAGACAAAAGGGUGAAGAACAAAUCAGGAAGCAGGAAGAAAUCCGAGCAAAGGAGUUGUAUCUGAGUCUCAAGCAAGCUCAGCAGCAUAGUCAGCACAGCGACGAUGACCAGGAGUGGGAAGAACAGUUGCGCCGCUCCAAGGCCGCAGACGAGGAGAGAAGCCAUAAAGCGCGCAGGGCGCGGGAUGAAUAUCGACGGCAAUCCCUGCGCGCCAUCCAGAAGGGAAGAGUGGCUGGCCUGAGUAACUUGUUCCAGGGGACGAGCCUGAACAAGGACCAGGAGAUAAAACUGAACAACAAUAGUGCAAGUCCUUUGCUGUCUCUCUCUGCAGCGUCCAGUAACAUCUGGGAGCGUCCGUCCCGCCCCUUCUCCCGAGAUGUCAUCAUCCGCUGGUUCAGAGAAGAGCAGAUCCCUCGACGUGCAGGAUUUGAGAGGAACACCAACAGGAUUGCUCAGUGGUUUCACGGAAGAAAUCAUCACAUCAUCAGGUGGGGAGCUACUACUGGAGCCAUGUGGACAGCAGAAGAAUCCACCAGACUACAGUCCUUUAUUUGAAUAACUGAUCCAGGACUAACAGGGACUCAUUCUGAAUAGCUGUAGUAAUAAAUAACUACAAAAGUAAACAUUGAAAGUAUUUAACAAACUUCCAAAGCCACUGGUCUUGUGGCCAAAAAGUAUCCUCAAUAGAAGGCCUAAACUAUUCCUGUUUUGCGUCUGAUUUAUCAUCAUUAUUCAUGUUGUUAGCAAGUGAAAGGUGAAAAAUUACCAGCAAAUUACUAAAAAGGACUACUCCCAGAAAAUUUUCAAGGGAUUGUGGCCAAUUGCACUGAAUGCUAACUUCCUAUCCUAAUUUUUUCAUGUCUGAUGCAGCAAGAAGCACAGCCAGGAACUGUUCAUAGAGUACUGUAUGAAGUACCAGUGUUGGUAAACAGAUUCUUUUUUCCAAAGCAAGGUUUGUCAGGUUUUGUUGACAACCUCAUUACUUGGUGGUGCACUUUUGAUAACAAGAGAAGCAGUCUUAAAACACCCUUCUGCAGUUUGUGAUUGCUUAGAUAGGUAGGUGUAGCUUGAAACUUGGCAUUAUGCUUUUGAAUUCAGGCCUACAAAAUUCCUCACAGCAGAGACAGAACAAGGUCAUACACAUUAUAUUUACAAUUUCAUGCAGUCCAGCAGCCUUGGAAGAAACUUUACUCCUGUACAGUAAGUGGUCAGUUUAUUCUAAAGAAAACAGUUUGACUUGCUGCAAUUCUCUCACUGUCCUUGUCAUGUUUUCUACUUUUAAAUGUGCAAGAGACACACUGGACAUUUCUAGCUUUACUUUGCUGUAGGACCAGGUAUUUUCCUUAGCAGAGUUAUAAGUGAUAGUGGGCUGGUAUAUUUGUACGUAGAAAAGGUACAACUAACUACAUUAUCAUCAUGCUAUUUAAUGUUUAAAAAAGAUGCACAUAAUGUGUUCCUCAUCCAUUUGCUAUAUGUAUUAACCCCAUGUAAAUAGACCAGGAGGUGAGAUCUGUGGAGUACUUGCUUAGCUUGUGGACUAUAAAAAUAAUAAAAUAUCA